This is a messenger RNA of Sardina pilchardus (European sardine), 765 nucleotides long. Its product is annotated as cysteine-rich venom protein-like. The record is from RefSeq and is a predicted model, not a curated record. Lineage: Eukaryota; Metazoa; Chordata; Actinopteri; Clupeiformes; Clupeidae. The coding region runs from base 1 to 720 and encodes 239 amino acids. Gene Ontology annotation, cellular component: extracellular region. The transcript is spliced from 7 exons.
AUGACAACUCUGCUGAGCGGCUUGGCCCCCUCAUUGCUUUUUACUCCCAAGAUCAGAGAUGCUCAGCUUGACACAAGCAUUCCUGCUGUCCAGGAGGACAUUGUCAACAAGCACAAUGAACUCCGGCGAUCAGUCAACCCCACUGCCAGUAACAUGCUGAAAAUGAGCUGGAACAGCGAGGUGGCAGCCAAUGCUCAGAAAUGGGCAGACUCAUGCAAACAGAGACAUAGCACCUCCAGCGAGAGAAGAAUCAGCACCGGUGGGUGUGGAGAGAACCUGUUCUACUCCAGUGCUCCGUUGUCAUGGGAUGAUUCCAUCCAGGCGUGGUUCGGCGAGAACAGACACUACAAGUAUGGAGAAGGCCCCAUUGGAAAUGCUACGGUUGGCCAUUACACACAGCUGGUCUGGUACAGAUCCAACGAGAUCGGCUGUGCCGUAGCUCACUGCCCUCACGGCUUUGCCUACUUUUAUGUCUGCCACUACUGCCCUGCUGGAAACGUUUUCUAUAAGGGACACAAUGGCUAUGCCCACCCAUACAAGGAGGGACCACCCUGUGGCGACUGCCCCGAUAACUGUGACAACGGCCUAUGCACCGACCCCUGCCCAUACCAUGACAACUAUGGGAACUGCGCAGAGGUUGUGAAGGCCUACGGAUGCAACAACAAAAAUGUGCCUAACUGGUGUCCUGCUUCUUGCAAGUGCCAGGGCAAGAUCAUCUAGGCAUCCUAAAGCCCAAUUCACGCCAAAGAUUCCCGACGCGACGAG